Octopus sinensis (East Asian common octopus) is the source of this 727-nucleotide messenger RNA. RefSeq names its product short-chain collagen C4-like. NCBI's taxonomy places the organism in Eukaryota, Metazoa, Mollusca, Cephalopoda, Octopoda, Octopodidae. The transcript is spliced from 5 exons. The coding region runs from base 1 to 711 and encodes 236 amino acids. The record is from RefSeq and is a predicted model, not a curated record.
AUGGCUGCGCAUAUUCAACCAGUUGACAAAAAAGAACGUUGUUCCCUUCUUGAUCUGCUUUGUCGUCCUGAGACCGUCAAUAUUGUGCUCCCAUCAAAAACGAAAUCUUGCGACGAUAAACCUGAUGACACCCCAAAACCCGGUCUCGGAUCAUUGUAUACUCGGUGGGGCAGAACUACUUGUCCUACUAAUUCAAGCCUUGUAUAUGACGGUGUGGCUGGUGGACAAUGGUACGACCACACAGGUGGCGGAAGUAAUCUCUUAUGUCUACCUAACGAUCCCAUUUGGGCCAAUUAUACUACAAAAGUUGAAGAAGGUGGUUACAUUUAUGGCAGUGAAUAUCAACUACAGCAUUACGACACCAAUACCAUGUUUUCCUUUGCUAACGCUAAAUCACUUCAGGAUCACAACGUUCCGUGCGCUGUCUGUUUGACACGACAACCUGCUGUUGUUAUGAUGUUACCAGCCAGGACACAGUGUUACGCUGGUUGGUCAGCUGAGUAUUCAGGAUAUUUGAUGGCCAAUUAUUACGGGCAUAAAGGCAGACAUGAAUAUGUGUGUGUGGAUUAUGCACCAGAAGCUGAUCCAGCAGGUUACAGAAACGAAGAUGGAGCUGUUUUAUAUUUCGUUCAGGCUGGUUGUGGUUCGUUGCCAUGUCCACCGUAUGUCAAUGGUCAAGAAUUAACCUGCGUUGUGUGCAGUAAAUAUUGAACAGAAAUUAAAUUCG